Molecule: messenger RNA, 471 nt
Organism: Marasmius oreades (fairy-ring Marasmius)
Lineage: Eukaryota; Fungi; Basidiomycota; Agaricomycetes; Agaricales; Marasmiaceae
Exons: 6
Coding region: 1-471 (156 amino acids)
Source: RefSeq, a predicted model, not a curated record
AUGGAAGCAGUACUUUAUUUCGACGCCAUUCUCUUCCCAUCUGACGGUCGAACCCCUACACUUGUUUCAUUAAUGACCACCCCGAUGUCCCUUGGGCACCAUAGUUCAUAUACAAACAACCCAUCACGAAUGCCACAUCCUGAAGUUCAUAUGGACUAUAUAGCUGAAAACUUCGGUCCCAGGGCGUGGAAGUACCAGCUCGUGGAAGCCCUGGACGGCAUGAACCGCAAAUUUGCCAACCCUUACAUCAUUUUCUACCCUGUCGUGUCCAGGGAUGGUAUGCCUUUCCCAAUCAACAAGACACUACGGGAUAUCCAAGGGAGAGCCUUUCUCGAGGAGCUCGCUUGGCGCGGAAACAUCGUAGUGACAAAAUACCGCGAUAACCCGUUUUCGUCCAUGGUGGACGCCUCGAUGGCCGAUUUUCCUAUCCUUAAAAAUUACUUCAUGACGCAUGGAUGUCCUGGCCUGUGA